UUCAAUCCCUGAACCGUCUCUAGUUAGUGAAGGAUCUAAAUUGUACUGCGAUGAAUGAGUCCAAACCUAAGUCCUAGGCAGCAUUCAUCAGCCCAGUUUAUAUUCUCGUAGUGCUGACCCCUGGUCCUCACAUGCCCUGGGCAGUGGCCCUCCCUCAAGCCCCUUUCUCCUCGCCUCCUCCAGUGCAGGGUCUCCACACUCUGCCAGGUCCGGCUGAGCGGGCCAGGCUCCUCCCCUGAGCCCCAGGUGGCCCCGUCGUCGGAAUACCCAACCCUCCCCCAGCUGCACCAGGGGGUGCUCCCCUUACCGGAUUUUGCCUCUGGCGGGGGGAGAAUGCAGCCUCAAGGGGUUGCCUUCGUGGCCCUGCCGCUCCUGGGACCCACCCUGGUCUGGCUGCUCACCCAUCGGUGGAUGUCUGGUUGGUGUGACAACCUGAGGAAGCCGCCCUGGUACCCAUCCCAUAGAGCCCUGCUGCUGGUGUGGACGGCUUUCUACUCUCUCACAGGCUAUGCCUCCUACCUGGUGUGGAAGGAGCUGGGAGGGGGCCUGGGGUGGCCCCUGGCCCUGCCCCUUGGCCUCUAUGCUGUGCAGCUUGCCGUCAGCUGGACCGUCCUGAUCCUCUUUUUCGCGGCCCACAGCGCAGGUCUGGCCCUGCUGCACCUGCUGCUGCUCUUCGGACUGGUGGUGAGCAUGGCACUGAUCUGGCACCCCAUCAACAAGCUGGCUGCCCUGCUCCUGCUGCCCUACCUGGCCUGGCUCACCGUGACCACUUCCAUCACCUACCGCCUGUGGAGGGACAGCCUUUGUCCAGGGCACCAGCCUCGGCUCAUGGGGGAGAAGAACGACUGAGGCAUUGGGG
Molecule: messenger RNA, 859 nt
Organism: Phacochoerus africanus (Common warthog)
Lineage: Eukaryota; Metazoa; Chordata; Mammalia; Artiodactyla; Suidae
Gene: TSPO2
Product: translocator protein 2
Exons: 4
Coding region: 334-849 (171 amino acids)
Cellular component (GO): endoplasmic reticulum; membrane
Molecular function (GO): cholesterol binding
Source: RefSeq, a predicted model, not a curated record